AUGGCUGGCAUAAUGUUAAUAAUGAUAUGCUUAACUACACAGUGUUUUGCCGAAACGCCUAAACGACCACCCAAUAUAGAUAUUGGAAACUUUGAAUACGUGCUGUCGUCGGUCAACGAUGUCACAAGAGAUGUAAUCAUAUAUUGGCAAAACAUUCAUGAAAACGAGAAAAAUACAAUUGAUGACUCGUUUGAAUAUCGCGCUUACUACACGUCCAUAACAGAUAACAAUACUAUAAUUCAUCAUCCGUGCAACAAAACGUAUGCCAAUCAUGCCACGUUUGUCGGACUAGAAUUAAAUAUUGGGUAUAACAUCAGUGUGUACUCGGCAAAUAAAGAUGGUUUAUCGAAAGAACACGCAAAUAUAUACAUACCCAGUUCACCGGGCAAUACCGUAUCACUAUCGCUGACAAAAGUGAAAACGUAUAACGAUCAAGGUGUCUACGAACUGUCGUGGGAAAUUUAUGACAGUCAGAAACUAUUUGCUGCUAACCAACUAAACUAUUACACAUUGUAUUGGUGUGAAAAUGACAUGAAUCAUCCUAACCAGUGUAACGGCCAUAUGGACUGGAUAUACAUACCAAGAACAGAAACUAACUACAUUAUUUCCGUACCAGAUUAUUGGAAAGAUUAUCAAUUCGCGAUAAGCGCCAACAGCAUGACUUUGCAAAAGAGCAAUGCCGAUGGAAAUCAAAUCUAUAAAUUUAACUCAGUGAGUAGUGGAUUGGUAUGGGAGACAUGUACAACACUGCACAUAACGAAAACUAGCAAAAUAAAUAGCAUCUGGAUCAGUGAGAUUGGCAAGACAUUCAUGGCUUUGAGAUGGAAGUUUGACUGUUCAGAAAAGACAGAUUUUAUUCAUGAUUUUCACAUUUUUUAUUGUCCAAUACAGUCUUUGGACAAUUUACAAUGCUUAGAGAAAGAGCAGUUCAAAGCGGUUGAAAAAUAUAUGAAACAAGACCGCACACCCUUUGCAUUCUUAUCGGACCUGAAGCCAUCUACCACAUAUAAGAUAUUGAUUUUAAUAUAUACAUUAAACGGCAGUGUCAUUGAAGGCGAUCCUAUAAUCAAGACUACACUUCCAGAAGCUGAGUGA
This is a messenger RNA of Rhopalosiphum padi (bird cherry-oat aphid), 1095 nucleotides long. RefSeq lists its product as uncharacterized. NCBI's taxonomy places the organism in Eukaryota, Metazoa, Arthropoda, Insecta, Hemiptera, Aphididae. The record is from RefSeq and is a predicted model, not a curated record. The transcript has 7 exons. The coding region runs from base 1 to 1095 and encodes 364 amino acids. Gene Ontology annotation, molecular function: protein binding.